AGGCAGGUGCAGGCUGCGGGUGGCCAGGGCAGCUCACUCAACUAGCUCCCAGCCGCAGCAAAGAGGUUUUUGACUUUGUGCUAGUGGCCCCUUGCUGUGCUCCCCUGGGGGACACGCCCUGCCGGCAAAGGCAGCGGGCACACGUGGGGCUGGGCCUGAGCCGCGCUCCCACAGGGCCGAGUUAAGGUGACGCGGGCGCCGGUCGCUCGGCACGUUCCGGUGUUUGGCGGUUGAGCACUGUCCAGCGCGCGCGCGCCGCCUUCGCCGGUGGGGGUUUGUCAGCCAGUCACGCGUCUCAGGACCCCGAGGCCAGCGCGCCCGCGCGCGCUGGAGCCCCGCGGACUAGCGGAGACCCCCGCCGCGGUACAGGCGGAGAGGGGCGGAGCUCUGGUCCUUCCGCAACCUCUGCCCUCGCCGUUCUCCCCCACUCACAGCGGAGCGGGCAGGGAGCCCACUGCCGGGUCCCGCCCCCUCCCCACCUGUGCGUUCUCCCACCCCAGCCCGGCCCAGAACGUAUCGUGACGUCAACCCAGGUGCUUUCCCUGGGAUGGGGUUUCGACGGCCCCGGCUAGGCGGAGGCUGGUUGGCUGGGACCGCGCAUGCGCAUGACGGCGGCGGUGGCAACUAGCGAGCCGCGGCGGACGGUGAGGCAGGCAAAGACGGAGCGCGCGGCGAGUGGGGACUUGCGCUCGCUGCCGCUCGUGCUCUGGGCGGAGCGAGCGGGCGAGCGAGAGGUUAUGAGCCUGCAGGACUCCAGCGGCCACCCUCGCUCCGGCAGCGGCCAUGGCAGCCUCCAUAGAGCGGGAGUUCCAGGAGAUCGACACUGCUAACGACUGGCAGGCUCGCUACCUUGAAAUACGGCAUAAAUCCAAUGACUAUCCUCAUAGAGUUGCAAAAUAUCCAGAAAACCGAAAUCGAAAUAGAUACAGAGAUGUCAGCCCAUAUGACCAUAGUCGUGUAAAACUGCAGAACACAGAGAAUGACUAUAUCAAUGCCAGUUUAGUAGUCAUAGAAGAAGCCCAAAGAAACUAUAUUUUAACACAGGGUCCACUUCCUAAUACUUGUUGCCAUUUUUGGCUAAUGGUAUGGCAACAAAAGACCAGAGCAGUUGUCAUGCUAAACAGAAUUGUUGAAAAAGAGUCUGUAAAAUGCGCACAGUACUGGCCAACAGAAGAAGAGGAAGUCAUGAUGUUCAAGGAAACGGGAUUUUGUGUGAGGCUAGUAUCAGAGGACAUAAAAUCCUAUUAUACAGUACACCUACUACAAUUAGAAAACAUCAAUAGUGGUGAGUCCAGGAUGAUAUCUCAUUAUCAUUAUACUACGUGGCCAGAUUUUGGAGUCCCUGAGUCCCCAGCUUCAUUCCUCAACUUCUUGUUUAAAGUCAGAGAAUCUGGUUCGCUGAGUCCUGAACAUGGACCUGCCGUAAUUCACUGUAGUGCAGGGAUAGGACGCUCUGGCACAUUUUCAUUAGUAGACACCUGUCUUGUCCUGAUGGAAAAAAAAGACCCUUCUUCUGUAGACAUUAAGCAAGUAUUAUUGGAUAUGAGAAAAUAUCGCAUGGGACUUAUUCAGACACCUGACCAGCUAAGAUUCUCAUAUAUGGCUGUUAUAGAAGGAGCAAAAUUUAUCAUGGGGGAUUCAACUAUACAGAAACGGUGGAAGGAACUUUCUAAGGAGGACCAAGCACCAAGUUCUGAGCAGUCUCCUCCACACCCAACCAGAAUAAAUACAGAGAAGUACAAUGGGAAUAGUGUUGGCUUAGAAAGACAGGAGCAAAUGGGGGAGAAAAUAAAUACUGAACUGCCCACUAAAGUGCAAGAUAUCAUGGAUGGAAGCAUUGAAAGUACGGUUCGGAAACGGCUACGAGAGGAUAGAAAAGCUCACACAGCCCAGAAGGUGCACCAGAUGAAACAGAAGCUAAGUGAGACUGAAAGAAAAAGAAAAAGGUGGUUAUAUUGGAAACCUAUUCUCACUAAGAUUGGGUUUGGUACAGUCAUUUUAGCUGGAGCUUAUUCUUGCUGGAAACUGUAUUUUCAAGAACAUUCCCUGCCGAGACUGACUGACAUCUAAACCUCCAAGACUUGUGAAUAUUCUGCAUCUAUAAAUUGCAAACUAUUGACAUGCAAGGCAAGAUAUGAACCCCUCUCCGGGAACAAAAGUGAGGUCUGAUAAAUACAAGAAGGCCUCAUAAUAAUCUGUUUACAACGUAAACUACAUCCAGGGGAUGAAGAACACCACCAGCAUGCUACUUUGCAAAACAAAAUAACUUGCUGUCUUUUGUGUUUUUUAUAAUGUCUGUACUAAUUGUAGAAAGAUGUAAAAGAAAUAAACUAGAAAAUACUUUGUACUGCCAUUUUUAUUGUAUUUUUAUAUGUUUUUGGCAGCAUUAAAUAUUUUUUUAAAUUGAAA
This is a messenger RNA of Dermochelys coriacea (leatherback sea turtle), 2409 nucleotides long. It is a transcript of the gene PTPN2, whose product is annotated as protein tyrosine phosphatase non-receptor type 2. The record is from RefSeq and is a predicted model, not a curated record. Gene Ontology annotation, molecular function: protein tyrosine phosphatase activity. Lineage: Eukaryota; Metazoa; Chordata; Testudines; Dermochelyidae. The coding region runs from base 784 to 2070 and encodes 428 amino acids. The transcript is spliced from 10 exons. Gene Ontology annotation, biological process: protein dephosphorylation.